AUGGCAGUCAAUAUCGCGUGCAUGUCGUUCAUUAAUGUUGAUUUUGGAUUUAGCAACUUCCUCUGGCCGUUAAAUCCUGAAACAAAAGCCUUUGAUGCUAAAGCUGUCGACAACCGCCAGCUGAAAAAUCAACUAUUGUAUCUCAAUCAACACCGCUGGGCUCUUGGUGUGCUCAUUAAUCUUAUCGGUGCCCUGAAGAAUUAUUACCUCUUCUCGCAUAAGCGACUGCACAAGAGGUCUCUCACUGCGAGCGAACCGCAUCAUAAGGCGCUCAGGGAUGAAUCGCGGGUGCACUGGUUCCAGCAGCAGCACGAGAAGAAGCGCAAGAAGCGGGACUUCGGCAACCCGUCCAUUGGGUUCCUCGAUUAUCCGCACUUCUUCAGCGACUUCGGUCCGCGUCCGCGGCAGGCUAGCGUGUUCCAUCGCCAAAGAAACAGGGGCUUGCCGCUUCAAAACCUGUUCACGGAUCCGCUCUUCAAGGAACAAUGGUACCUGAACGGCGGUGCCAAAGACGGCUACGACAUGAAUCUCGGUCCGGCUUGGCAGAAGGGCUAUACCGGCAAGGGUGUCGUCGUUUCGAUCCUCGACGACGGUAUUCAGACCAACCAUCCUGAUCUGGCGCUCAACUAUGAUCACCAGGCCAGCACGGACAUCAACGACAACGACGACGAUCCGAUGCCGAGGGAUAACGGUGACAACAAGCAUGGCACUCGAUGUGCCGGCGAGGUCGCCGCCGUUGCCUUUAACCAGUAUUGCGGUGUCGGUGUCGCUUACAAUGCCAGUAUCGGAGGCGUGCGAAUGCUCGAUGGCCCGGUAAACGACGCUGUCGAGGCCAGAGCGCUGGGAUUGAAUCCUGAUCACAUCGACAUAUACAGCGCCUCUUGGGGUCCCGAGGACGACGGCAAGACCGUCGACGGUCCAGGCCCGCUCGCCAGGAGGGCGUUUAUUUACGGAGUGACGAGCGGUCGCAAGGGCAAGGGCUCGAUCUUCGUCUGGGCAUCGGGCAACGGAGGUCGGCAUACCGACUCGUGCAACUGCGACGGCUACACGAACAGCAUAUUCACCCUUUCGAUAUCAAGCGCGACCCAGGGCGGCUACAAGCCCUGGUACCUCGAAGAAUGCAGUUCCACCUUGGCGUCCACAUAUUCGUCGGGCACGCCCGGCAAUGACAAGAGCGUCGCCACCGUGGACAUGGACGCGAAGCUGCGUCCGGAUCACAUCUGCACGGUGGAGCACACCGGAACAUCUGCCUCGGCGCCUCUGGCCGCCGGUAUCGCUGCCCUCGCUCUCGAGGCGAACCCGACUCUAACGUGGCGCGAUAUGCAAUACCUAGUGGUGCUCACCUCGCGGUCAGAACCGCUGAGCAACGAGCCCGGUUGGAUACUGAACGGUGUGAAGAGGAAGGUCUCCCACAAGUUCGGCUACGGUUUGAUGGACGCGGGCGCCAUGGUCAGUCUGGCCGAACAGUGGACCAAUGUGCCGCCGCAGCACAUUUGCAAGUCCGACGAGAUCAAUGAGGAGAGACCGAUUGAUCCUACGUACGGUUACACCUUGAGCGUGUACAUGGACGUCACCGGAUGCGCCGGGUCCUUGAACGAAGUGCGGUUCUUGGAGCAUGUGCAGUGCAAGGUUUCUCUAAGGUUUUUCCCUCGAGGAAACUUAAGGCUCUUACUGACUUCCCCGAUGGGCACAACCUCGACCCUAUUGUUCGAGCGACCACGCGACGUUCUCAGUUCUAACUUCGACGAUUGGCCCUUCCUCAGUGUGCAUUUUUGGGGCGAGAAAGCGGAUGGCCGAUGGACCCUGCAGAUCAUUAAUGCCGGAAACCGACACGUCAAUUCACCAGGCAUCCUGAAGAAGUGGCAGCUGAUCUUCUAUGGCACGUCGACGAACCCGAUCCGGUUACGCACGCGGCAAUUUAAUCCGGUACAUUCCACGUUCCUUCCUUCCCAUUCCGUGCAUUAUCCGUUCACGGUAGACGAUGAUCCGCAACUGUCCGGCUAUCCGGGCAAUAGCGACUUCUUUUCUACGUCUACCUUUCAGAAUUACCAAGGCCCGUAUGCAGGCGCCGCGUCGAAUCUACAGGCAUCGGUGGCUACCUUGGACGGUUCAUCGGCGCCGAUCCUGACGAAUCACCUACCUGGCGAUGUCUCUUCGGCGGCCGCCUUCGAUUCACCCUCGGCGGCGUCAUCCGCGCAAAUGGACGGUUCUCUCGAUACUACCAGAAGGAUACUGCACGACUGUGAUCCUCAGUGCGACGCGCAAGGUUGUUACGGCAAAGGUCCGACUCAGUGCAUCGCUUGUAAGAAUUAUCGUCUUGACAACACUUGCGUCAGUCGCUGCCCACCAAGGAGCUUCCCCAAUCAGGGUGGUGUCUGUUGGCCUUGCCAUGAAUCCUGUGAAAUUUGCGCGGGCGCAGGUCAGGACUCUUGUCUCUCCUGCGCGCCCGCUCAUCUUCGAGUCAUCGAUCUAGCGGUCUGCCUUCAACAAUGCCCAGAAGGCUAUUAUGAAAAUACCGAAAACAGCACGUGCGUGCCCUGCGAGGCCAAUUGUGCCAGCUGUCAAGACAGACCGGACAAGUGCACCAGUUGCGAGCAUCACUUGGUGAUGCAUGAGAACAAAUGUUACGCCGCGUGUCCUCCGUAUACAUACGAGACUCAAGAUUACAGUUGCGCUCCGUGCCACGCUACCUGCGAGACCUGCAACGGUACGGCGGAGAACCACUGCAUUACCUGCCGAUCCGGGCUGUUCGCUUUGAACGGCACGUGUCGCACUUCGUGUCCAACGGGUUAUAGCCCCGACAAAAAACGGCGCGAGUGUGUCGCAUGUCCGCCCGGUUGCGCGACCUGUGCCACGCUAAGUUGCACCAGCUGCAUCGAGGGCUGGAGUUUGAACAAGAAAGGGCUGUGCGCGCCCGAGAGUCGCAGCAACUGCAACUCGGGUCAGUACUACGAGAAUGGUCAGUGUAAGCUCUGUCACUCGUCCUGCGAGACCUGCGCCGGCCCCACGGAAGAUCAUUGCAUAUCCUGCCCGAAUCCGUUGCUACUUCAAGACAAGCGCUGCGUAUCGCAGUGCGACGACGCGUAUUAUUCCGUGGUACAACCUUCGCGACCAAUUUGCGUCCCUUGUCUGCACACCUGCAAGAGUUGCGUUUCUCGUCUGAACUGCACGGCGUGUCAAGAUGGCCUGCAACUGCAGAGCGGAGAAUGCAGAUCGUCCUGCGCGUCAGGUUAUUACAGCGACAGAGGUCAAUGCGCCAAGUGUUACUUGUCGUGUAAAACGUGCUUGGGACCUAGGAGGGAUCAGUGCGUCACGUGUCCGAGAGGCUGGCAAUUAGCAGCCGGCGAAUGUCAUCCCGAAUGUCCGGAAGGCUUCUUUAAAUCCAAUUUUGGUUGUCAGAAGUGUCAUCAUUAUUGCCGCACGUGCAAGGGAGAAGGUCCACUAGAGUGCACUUCCUGUCCGGUUCAGUCCAUGUUGGAAGGCGGACUGUGCAUGGCGUGUCUAGGAGCGCAAUACUAUGAUUCUUUAACGCAGCUCUGUAAGAGUUGCCAUUCAGACUGCCGAAGAUGCGCUGGCCCUGGCAAAUUCAGCUGCACCGCAUGUUCGCCGCCGCUGCAUUUGCUGAAAUUGAACAACCAGUGCGUGCCUUGUUGUACGGGCAACGAAAAGGGGCCUCAAGCUGAAGAAUGUUGUCUCUGUGAUCCAGAAACUGGUAAUGCUCAUGAUUUGACAAGUGGCUGCAGGAACAGCUCGCCAGCUGGUAAAAGAAGAGUACCGGGAACAGAAUUCUCUGCUGGCACGGCUAUUUCUGAGACAUAUUCUGACAGUUACGACAAAUCAAGUAGAAACGACUCGGCUUCAUUUGCCGUAACAGCAGCCACAACUAUGGCGGUCGCUAUUUGCUUAGCGUCAAUUGCGUUAUUUGCAAUGAUAUUUGUCGCUCUUCAGGCCUGGUCCGGCAGAAGGGAAACCAAUAUGGGAUAUACGCAGCUCGCUGUGAAAGUGGAACCGUCCGAAGAUGUGGACAUCGACGACGCAACAGAACUAAUGACUUAGACUUCGUUAAAUGCCACGUAGCUAUUGACCCCUUGUCGACGAGUCGCACAGAGAUCAACGAUUCUCGAUUGUGAUCAGUUCGCGAGUCAGAAGUUACGUGCUUUCGCGUCAGCGAGGUCCAGAGAUAGCCUACAUAUGUGUAAUGAUGAAAAUGGGAAAACGGUGGUAAAUACGUAACGAAAAGGGAGAAGUACAAGGAGAAACAAGAGGAGGAGGAGCAAACAAAGGAUGAUUCGUCGAAAACGUGAUAGUAGAACUCCGUAGAGUAUGAACAGCGAAAGAGGAAGAGAGCAAAAGAGAGAGAAAGUGAGUGAAAGAGAGUGUGAUUGUAGUUUAUCUGGCCGUGGUGCGGUUGCAUGAACAUGCGAAUGUAUGAGGGAUGUGUGUGUUUAGCUAGAGAUAUACUUUUUUGCCUAUCAUCGUUGUCGAGUGCGUCGCCGAUGCCGUCAUCACACAUACCACCAAGUUACUUUCGAUACGGACGGUGAUUCCGAACACGCAGAAAAAAGGGUGAAGGACAUUAUGAAGUGCCUGAUUAGUGACACCCUUGAUCCCACACCCUUUCGCGUUCCCCCUCCGACGCUUUCUGUCCACGAAGUAACGCCGAAUCUUCGUUGAUUUUCGCGUCGAUCAUCGUCGUCGUCGCGUGCAUCCACGAACAAACAGAACGACGGACAAGUUACAAGUGUUGCGCGGUACAAGAGUCGAAAGCAAUCUAGUUCAUUCAAUAGCAUCUUUGAAUUAUAUCGAUUGACAUUUUUUUUUUCUUCGCGCAACAUUCUUCUUGACGCAAUCGACGACCGUCGUCGAGUUAUUCAAGAAACGAAGGCACGUCUCUUUCUUCGCCUCUCUUCGGAAAGCUACCACCGACGUUCCGUUAAGGGGUGAAAGGGGAUAUAAAAGUGGCCUCCGUACAUUAGGCUGAACCACGGACCACGUAAUCGUAAUCGUUAAUCGUGAGAAUUAUGAAUGGAUAUUGUUAUAUAUUUGUACAAAUGAUAAUAGUAACAAGCGAGCGAACAAAAGGUGGUAAUCGCACAAGGAUCAGGAGGGGGAGGCGAAAGAAACGAUAGCGAGACGACGAAUCCAACUUUGAGUCUCGACUAAUCGACGCAAUUCGCAUACACGGAGGAACCAACAGACUGUUACUCUCGUUUGCUACUGCGAUCGCCUAGUUAUCAGACGCGUCUGUGACGUCAGUCGUCGUAUUCCAGUACCUCCCAAACCGACACAACACAUACCGUCGACACAGCUAUUGCGUUUUGUAAACUGUUUAUUGUUAUUAUUUGAUUGUCUAUAUCGAUGUUUUGUUUAAUAUCCCACUUUCUCCGCGUUAUUCUUACUACUUUUUUAAUUUUCACUGAUAUCUGUUCUUUUCCCCCCAUUUCUUUGGGAUCGCGUGAGAGGAGAAAAAUCGUUUUAUAAAAAAAAAAGAAAAACAGAAACAAAUGAGUGGACAAGAAAGAAGAAGAGAGAAAACCAUACGCAACGAUCCGCAGUGAAUCGAUAUUCUUGAAAGCCAUCGCCCACGUCUACUCGUGUGAAUAUUGACUUUCUCCUCGUGAUUUGAUAUAAAGCUAUUAUUGUACUUUUAUGAUGACCGCGAUUAUAAAUAUAUACAUAUAUACAUACACACA
This is a messenger RNA of Nylanderia fulva, 5693 nucleotides long. It is a transcript of the gene Fur2, whose product is annotated as furin-like protease 2. The record is from RefSeq and is a predicted model, not a curated record. Gene Ontology annotation, biological process: protein processing. Gene Ontology annotation, cellular component: Golgi membrane; trans-Golgi network. Gene Ontology annotation, molecular function: serine-type endopeptidase activity. Lineage: Eukaryota; Metazoa; Arthropoda; Insecta; Hymenoptera; Formicidae.